Molecule: messenger RNA, 1008 nt
Organism: Anthostomella pinea
Lineage: Eukaryota; Fungi; Ascomycota; Sordariomycetes; Xylariales; Xylariaceae
Source: the annotation of a GenBank genome assembly
AUGUCGUCAGUGGCAGAGAAGCCGAAAGGCAUACUGAAGAAGACGACAACCCCAGCUCCCGCAGCCGAAACUCGAGGCAAGCCGAAGCCAGAUGCCCGCGAGACAGCCAUACGACAUGCGCGCAUCAUCCACUCGCGGCGAGACAUCCAGGACCAGAUAUCAGACUCGAUAAUCGAGCUGUCACAUUUCCCUCGGACGCGCAAUGAAUCGUACACCUCCUCCAGCCCCGCGCCAGCCGACGCAGAAGCCUUCAAGAACCUCGUUCGCCUGUACCAGCCCAGCGACUACGAUGACAUGAUAGAAGAGCGCAACUGCAACGGCAUGUGCGGCUACGCGCUGUGUCCGAGACCUCGCGUGAAGAUGUCGCAAGGGGGCAAUUUUAAGCUGCUCAACUACGGGACGAAGGACUUCAGUAUUGUGCCCAAGAGGGAGGUCGAGAGAUGGUGCUCGCAAAAGUGCGCAAGGCGAGCCAUGUACGUCAAGGUUCAGCUGAAUGAGACUGCAGCCUGGGAGCGAGCCGGUAUCGCCUCGAUUCAGAUUGAUAUACUCGAGGAGCCUAAACAGUCAGACGACCCGGCGAGCCAACUGGCCAAGGGGGUAGAGAAGUUUAAGCUCGAGGAGCAAAAACCGACAGAUGACCCGGCAGAAAAGUUGAAUCUCGACAAGGAGAAAAAGGCUGCUCAAGACGCUAGAGAUCUCGAGCUGGCGACAAGCCAACUGGCCAAGGAAGUUGAAAAGUUGAAGCUCGAGAAGGACCAAAAAGCUGCUCAAAAUGCUAGAGAUCUCGCACUGGAGAGGGGCAAUCCGCAAACGACGAGGCGUUCAGUCAAGGUUGCCAUCAGGGAAAAGUCCGUGAAAAUGGCGGCAGAGGCACCAUCAAUCGACACAGGUGAUGAGGGACAUCUCAUCCUGGAUGGCUACAAGACAAAAUUCGACCCAAAGACACAAACCAUCAGCAAGGGGACCAAUCUGACAGAGACUGCAGAGAAGGAUACGUCCGAGGAAUAA